Messenger RNA from Dermacentor albipictus, 1393 nucleotides. RefSeq lists its product as uncharacterized. NCBI's taxonomy places the organism in Eukaryota, Metazoa, Arthropoda, Arachnida, Ixodida, Ixodidae. The record is from RefSeq and is a predicted model, not a curated record.
GGCAGGCGGCGCCGUCGAAAUUCAUGACGUCACGGGAAGCUAGCUGAUGCGGGAACUUCGAAGGGGCGUCUCCCACCGGACUUUCGUGGCCUCCGCUCACGCAGUUCGACAGCUUUGCUUGUACUACGGCUACAUAUGGCAAGCAGUGCGCUGGGGGACCACAAGAUCGGUCACGCCUCGACAACGCAGACAUCGAAACACCGACACAUCCGACAGAAGCAGUCGCUCAUCGCUACUGACUGUGAAAUUGGCGGGAAAAUGAGCGUCUCCCGCAGCACUGCAGCUCUGCGCACAAGGUCACUGGGAGAGGCCGGCACCAUUUUGGUUUGAAGCUCUUCGAGCAACAGCCACCCGGCACAACUCAGCAGCCAUGAAAGCCUUCAUUGCCAUUGCUCUGCUAUCCGCUGCUUCGGUGGCCUAUGCCGGUUCGAAGACAGAUGCUCUUGGCCCCGCAGGUUUUCCGGGCAGUGUGGGCGGCCCUGGCAGUGUGGGCGGCCCUGGCAGUGCCGUCGGGCCGCUUGGGCCCAGCAGUGGCGCCUCAGGGUUCCCGUCUCUGCCCUCACUAGGUUCAUCUGGAGCAGGGUCUUCGGGAUCUGCGGCUAGCUUGCCUGGAUCUUUUGGACCUAGCUCCGGACCUGCAGGACGACCUAGCUCAUCAGGCCCCGCUGCCCGUUUGCCGAGUGGAGGCUCUUAUGGUCCGUCAGGCUUUGGACCUUACGGUUACGGACCCAGUUUUGUCCCUGGUUAUUACGUAAAUGGCGGCUUCGACGGUUUCUACGGCAGCGGCUUUGGCGAUGCAGGUUAUUACGGCGGCAGUUUCGGUCCAUUCGGCGGCUACGGCCCUAGCUUUGCCCCCGGCUAUGGUUCCAGCUUUGGCCCUUCUGGCUAUGGCCCCGUUUACGGUUUUGGCCCCGGCUCUAGUUUCGGCUCUGGUUUUGGCCCCGGUUCUAGCUCUGGUUCCGGCUUUGGCUCCGGAUUUGGCUCCGGAUUUGGCUCCGGCUUCGGUCCUAGCUUUGCUGGUCAGGGAGGCAACUUCGGCAAUGGCUACGGAUUUUACGGCCCCGGGGUCAAUUAUGGUUCCCCAUUGGGUGGCCAGCCAGGCUUUGGAUUUGGCUCUGGCAGCUCUGGCAGCUUCGGCGGCAGCCUUGGAUCCUCCCAAUUUCCCGUACGAGGACGUUCAGGUUCUGGUGCAAGAAGCUCCAGCUCCUCCUCUUCUUCCUCUCGCCAAUAAUUAAUGGACGCAACAAAACCUAUAAAUCCUAUAAAAACGAGAGUCCUUGGUGGCGCUUUCCCGGUGACGUAAAAAACAAGGAAGACUACCAACGCUAUCAGUGGACAUUUCCCCGCAUUGCCAUUCGGAUAAUACAACAAUAAACAUUAUAUUUAAAUUUGC